This is a messenger RNA of Neodiprion fabricii, 7000 nucleotides long. RefSeq names its product putative U5 small nuclear ribonucleoprotein 200 kDa helicase (gene l(3)72Ab). Gene Ontology annotation, cellular component: nucleus. The transcript is spliced from 6 exons. The coding region runs from base 251 to 6658 and encodes 2135 amino acids. Lineage: Eukaryota; Metazoa; Arthropoda; Insecta; Hymenoptera; Diprionidae. The record is from RefSeq and is a predicted model, not a curated record. Gene Ontology annotation, molecular function: nucleic acid binding; ATP binding; ATP hydrolysis activity.
AUUCGGCAGCAAAAUACUGCGGUGGCAAAUCUGUGCCAGUGAAAUUCCAGCUACUGGCCUCCUGACUUCUCGUUGAUGACAGCACCGUACAGUAAAUUCAUUUAUGCCUUCCUUUUCCGACUACCUUGUUUCGGUCCAAUACCAAAUGCGUCACCUAGGUAUAUAGACUGGAUAGUUGACGCUUGGAUCUGUACGUUACUGAAGUCUGACUGAGGUAUAGAGAUCAGUGUGUAUAUUCGACGCCGUAAACAUGGCGGAUGCUGCGGCUCGGCAGCUUCAAUACGAAUAUAAAGCGAACUCCAAUCUUGUCUUACAAGCUGACGUACGGCUUAUAGAAAGACGUAGCAGAGAUGAGGCGACUGGAGAAGUUAUGUCCCUUGUGGGCAAAUUGGAUGGAACCAGGAUGGGCGAUAGACAUCAAAGGACGAAACCAGGCAAAGCAGAAGAGCGUAAAGUGAAACGUCAAAAACGUGAUGAAGCGCAAUAUGACUUCACUCGUAUGAAGGGUGCCACUCUCUUGUCAGAGGGUGUUGAUGAAAUGGUAGGAAUUGUAUACAGACCCAAAACACAAGAGACUCGUCAGACGUACGAAGUGUUACUGAGUUUCAUUCAGGAAGCAUUGGGUGAUCAACCACGUGAUAUUCUCUGUGGUGCUGCUGACGAAGUAUUAGCUGUGUUGAAAAAUGAUAGAUUAAAAGAAAAGGAGAAGAAAAAAGAAACAGAGUUGCUGCUUGGUGGUUUAGCAGAAGAGAGAUUCGCCCUCUUGGUUAAUCUGGGGAAAAAAAUCACGGAUUUUGGCAGUGAUGAAAAGACUACAACAAAUGAAGAGAACAUUGAUGAGACAUAUGGUAUAAAUGUUCAGUUCGAAGAAAGCAGCGAAGAGGAUGAUGAAGAUGUGUACGGAGAGGUUAGGGAAAAUGACGAUGAAGGGGAUGAAGGAGAAGAAGCAAACAUUGAUCGUGCAAUUCACGCGGAAAACCUUGGUGGUGCGGAGGAAAUGAAGAAGGAAAAACCACUUCAUCCGUUAGAUAUCGAUGCUUAUUGGCUUCAACGGAGAUUGAGCAGAAUAUACGAUGAUGCAAUGGUAUCCCAAGCAAGAGCUGCUGAGGUAUUAGCAGUGUUACGAGAUGCGGGUGAUGAUCGAGAUUGUGAAAAUCAGCUGGUUCUCCUGUUAGGAUAUGAUUGCUUUGAUUUCAUCAAACAGCUUAAAAAAUAUAGACACAUGAUUGCCUAUUGCACGAUGUUGGCAUCGUCUCAAUCCGAAUCGGAGAGACAAAAGAUAAGAAAUAAAAUGAAUGAUGAUUUGUCUCUGGCAAAGAUCUUGCGUCAGCUAGACACGGGAAAGGGUGAUGAUGAUGCUGAAGAAACAAUGGAAGCACGUGCACAACGCAAGCGGCUGGAGGAGAACGAGGAUGGAGCUGGUGGUCCUGGUGGUCAAGUUCAAGGAUCGAGAAAUCUGAUUGAUUUAGAGGAUUUGAUAUUUGCUCAGGGAAGUCACUUUAUGGCCAACAAACGUUGUCAGCUACCAGAUGGAAGUUUCAGAAAACAAAGAAAAGGGUACGAAGAGGUCCAUGUCCCAGCACUGAAACCAAAGCCAUUCGGGGAGAAUGAGAAACUGCACCAAGUUGAUCAGCUUCCGAAAUACGUACAGCCGGCGUUCGAGGGUUUCAAAACGUUGAACAGAAUUCAGAGUCGGCUUCAAAAUUCGGCAUUGGAAAGCGAUGAGAACCUGUUGUUAUGUGCGCCAACUGGAGCAGGUAAGACAAACGUCGCCCUGCUCUGUAUGAUGCGAGAAAUCGGAAAACACAUAAACGCCGACGGAACGAUAAACGCUGACGAAUUUAAGAUAAUAUACGUUGCGCCAAUGCGGUCGCUUGUACAAGAAAUGGUAGGAAACUUUGGAAAGCGUUUGGCAAGUUACAAUUUGAUCGUGUCUGAACUCACGGGUGACCAUCAGCUGACAAGAGAGCAAAUCGCGGCAACACAAGUAAUAGUUUGCACACCUGAGAAAUGGGAUAUAAUAACUCGUAAAGGAGGCGAAAAAACUUUCACGUCUCUUGUCAGAUUGGUGAUUAUCGACGAGAUUCAUUUACUCCACGAUGAGCGAGGCCCAGUUCUCGAAGCGCUGGUUGCCAGAACCAUAAGAAACAUUGAAACAACCCAGGAAGAUGUGCGGCUAGUCGGUUUAUCGGCUACCCUUCCAAACUACCGAGAUGUAGCUGCGUUUUUGCGGAUAAAACCAGAAACCGGAUUGUUUUACUUUGACAACAGCUACAGGCCAGUUGCUCUGGAGCAGCAGUAUAUUGGUGUGACUGAGAAAAAGGCACUGAAGAGAUUCCAGGUGAUGAACGAGAUUGUGUACGAAAAAACGAUGGAACAUGCAGGAAGAAAUCAAGUCCUAGUAUUUGUUCACUCCAGAAAAGAAACUGGGAAAACUGCCAGGGCCAUCAGAGACAUGUGUCUUGAGAAAGACACGCUUGGUCAGUUCUUGCGUGAAGGAUCUGCGUCGAUGGAAGUGCUCAGGACUGAAGCUGAGCAGGUUAAGAAUCAGGAACUGAAAGACUUGCUUCCGUAUGGUUUCGCUAUUCACCACGCCGGAAUGACCAGGGUCGAUCGUACCUUGGUCGAGGAUUUGUUCGCCGAUCGACACAUUCAAGUUUUAGUAUCUACCGCAACUUUGGCAUGGGGAGUCAACUUGCCAGCUCACACAGUAAUUAUCAAAGGCACGCAGGUUUACAACCCAGAGAAAGGUCGCUGGGUGGAAUUGGGCGCGCUUGAUGUCCUGCAGAUGUUGGGGCGAGCUGGUCGUCCACAAUAUGAUACUAAAGGUGAGGGAAUACUGAUAACGAACCAUAGCGAGCUCCAAUAUUAUCUCUCGCUUUUGAAUCAGCAACUCCCCAUUGAAUCUCAGCUUAUAAGCAAAAUGUCAGACAUGCUGAACGCGGAGAUUGUGCUUGGAACAAUUCAGAAUAUACGAGAUGCUGUUACAUGGCUCGGAUACACUUAUCUCUACAUCAGGAUGUUGCGGUGCCCACAACUCUACGCCAUACCUCAUGAUAAACUUAAGGAAGACCCGUUGCUAGAGCUACACAGAGCGGAUUUAAUACAUUCAGCUGCUCUGGGAUUAGACAGAAGUGGAUUGAUUAAGUAUGAUAGAAAAUCUGGACAUUUUCAGGCGACCGAAUUAGGUAGAAUCGCGUCCCACUAUUAUUGUACGCACGAUACCAUGUCCACUUACAAUCAACUCCUCAAGCGUACUUUGAGCGAGAUUGAACUGUUCAGAGUGUUUUCAUUAUCAAGCGAAUUCAAGAAUAUCAACGUCAGGGAAGAAGAAAAAUUAGAGUUACAGAAACUGAUGGAAAGAGUGCCCAUACCUAUAAAGGAGAGUAUUGAAGAGCCGAGCGCCAAGGUCAACGUUCUUCUUCAGGCUUACAUAUCUCAAUUGAAGCUUGAGGGUUUCGCACUAAUGUCUGACAUGGUAUACGUUACGCAGUCAGCAUCCAGGCUGAUGAGAGCUAUUUUUGAGAUUGUCUUGUUCCGAGGCUGGGCUCAGCUAGCGGACAAAUGUCUAUCCCUCUGUAAAAUGAUCGAUCGAAGGAUGUGGCAGUCAAUGUCGCCGCUUAGACAGUUCAGAAAAAUGCCCGAGGAAAUAGUGAAGAAGAUUGAGAAGAAAAACUUCCCGUGGGAGAGGCUUUACGAUCUUGGACCAAACGAAAUCGGGGAACUGAUCCGUGUUCCUAAACUUGGUAAAACAAUUCACAAAUAUAUUCACCAGUUUCCUAAACUGGAACUGUCAACCCACAUACAGCCCAUCACUAGAUCCACCCUACGCGUUGAGUUGACGAUAACACCGGACUUUCAAUGGGAUGAAAAGAUCCAUGGUGCCUCAGAGGCCUUCUGGAUUCUUGUGGAAGACGUUGAUUCGGAAGUCAUACUUCACCACGAGUACUUCCUUCUCAAAGCCAAAUACGCCAGCGACGAGCACCUGAUCAAGUUCUUUGUUCCGGUGUUCGAGCCUCUUCCUCCUCAAUAUUUCCUUCGGGUCGUAUCGGACAGAUGGAUCGGUGCUGAAACUCAAUUGCCGGUCAGCUUCCGUCACCUUAUUCUACCGGAGAAAAAUCUACCGCCUACCGAGCUCUUGGACUUACAACCGCUGCCGAUAACCGCGUUGAGGAAUUCCAAGUUCGAAACUGUCUACACUGACAAAUUUCCCCAGUUCAAUCCCAUCCAGACGCAAGUAUUCAACGCGGUCUACAAUUCCGACGACAACGUCUUCAUCGGCGCACCUACUGGCUCUGGCAAAACUACAAUCGCCGAAUUCGCCGUGCUGCGUUUGCUGACUCAGAAUCCCGAGGGAAGGUGCGUUUACAUGGUGAGCAAAGAGGCACUAGCGGAGCUUGUGUACAGCGAUUGGGUAGCUAAGUUCAAUCAACAGCUCGGAAGGAAGGUGGUUUUAUUGACGGGAGAAACUGGCACGGACUUGAAGCUCCUCGCAAAAGGUCAGGUGAUAAUAACGACUGCUGACAAGUGGGACGUCCUGUCAAGAAGGUGGAAGCAGAGGAAGAACGUUCAGAACAUCCAGCUGUUUAUCGUCGACGAGCUCCAGCUCAUCGGUGGCGAAGAGGGGCCGGUUCUUGAGGUGGCCUGUUCGAGGGCGAGGUACAUAUCUUCACAGCUUGAAAAACCUACGAGGAUAGUAGCUCUUUCAGCCUCUUUGGCCGACGCCAAAGACGCCUCGCAGUGGCUGGGCGCUCCGGCGGCCGCAACGUUCAACUUCCAUCCAUCGGUGAGACCGAUACCCCUGGAACUCCAUGUCCAAGGAUUGAACAUCACACACAACGCCUCCCGCCUUGCGGCGAUGGCGAAGCCAGUUUACAACGCGAUCCUGAGACACGCACCCCACAAACCUGCGAUCGUUUUUGUACCAACGAGGAGACAGGCCAGAAUGACCGCAAUUGAUCUGCUCACGUUCACCGCAGCGGAGGGACAACCGUCGAGGUUCUUCCACGCGGAGGAAGCGGACAUAAAACCGUUUUUGGAUAGAAUGAGCGAUAAGACACUGAAGGAGACCCUGUCGCAGGGUGUUGCUUAUCUACACGAAGGACUCUCGAUCGAUGACCGACAUUUGGUCGAGCAGCUCUUCGACAGCGGAGCGAUCCAGGUCGCUGUCGCGACACGGGACCUCUGCUGGGGACUGUCGAUAAAUUCUCAUCUCGUUAUAAUCAUGGACACCCAGAGUUACAACGGCAAGACUCAUGCCUACGAGGACUAUCCGAUCACCGAUGUUCUUCAAAUGGUCGCCCGCGCCAACAGACCGCUCGAAGACCACGACGCCAAAUGCGUCCUCCUCUGUCAGAGUUCAAAGAAGGAUUUCUUCAAGAAGUUCUUGAACGAGCCACUUCCCGUCGAGAGUCAUCUCGAUCACAGGCUCCACGAUCAUUUCAACGCCGAGAUAGUGACCAAAACUAUAGAAAACAAGCAGGACGCAGUCGAUUACUUGACGUGGACAUUCCUUUACAGAAGACUCACGCAAAACCCGAAUUAUUACGGUCUUCAAGGCGUCACGCACAGGCAUUUGUCCGACCAUUUGUCCGAGCUCGUUGAAAGCACGCUCAGCGAUUUGGAGCAGGCCAAGUGCGUGGCGGUUGAGGACGAAAUGGACACCCUGCCUCUGAAUUUGGGCAUGAUAGCAGCGUACUAUUACAUCAACUACGCGACCAUAGAACUGUUUAGUCUCUCACUGAACAAUAAAACGAAGAUUCGCGGUCUCCUCGAGAUCAUAUCAGCGGCGGCUGAGUACGAAACGGUUCCGGUUAGACAGAGGGAAGAGAACUUGCUGAGAAGUCUCGCCGCGCGGCUUCCGCACGCACCUCAAGUCGCCAGAAUGGCGGAUCCUCACGUUAAGGCACAGCUCCUCCUUCAGGCGCAUUUGUCCAGGAUUCAGCUGGGUCCCGAGCUGCAAAACGACACGGAAUUGGUCCUCGGCAAAGCUGUCAGACUGAUCCAGGCCUGCGUCGACGUCCUUAGUUCGUCAGGGUGGCUGGCACCGGCUGUAGCUGCGAUGGAGUUGGCGCAGAUGGUGACGCAAGCUAUGUGGUCGAAGGACUCGUACCUGAAGCAACUGCCCCAUUUCACUUCGGAGACGAUAAAACGGUGCACCGAAAAGGGGGUGGAAACUGUCUUCGACGUGAUGGAACUCGAAGAUGACGAUAGAAACAGGCUCCUGCAGUUGACGGAUGUUCAGAUGGCCGACGUUGCCAAGUUCUGCAACCGCUAUCCCAAUAUUGAGAUGGCUUACGAAGUGCAGGACAAGGACAAGCUGAAGAGCGGCGGCACGGUGAACGUUGUUGUCCAGUUGGAGAGAGAGGACGAAGUCACGGGUCCCGUUGUCGCACCGUUUUUCCCCCAGAAACGCGAGGAGGGAUGGUGGGUCGUAAUCGGCGAUCCGAAGAGCAACUCUUUGCUCUCGAUCAAGAGACUCACCCUUCAACAAAAAGCGAGAGUCAAGCUGGACUUUGUGGCACCUGCACCAGGCCAGCACUCGUACACUCUGUACUUCAUGAGCGACGCUUACUUGGGAUGUGAUCAAGAGUACAAAUUCACCAUACACGUUGGAGAGUACGAAUCCGACGCCAGUUCCGAAUCCGAGUCGGAUUAAGGAUCUCUCGAUAGCAUUUAAUAUGUUUUCAAGCCAUAUGUACAUAUAUAUAUAUGGAUACAUGUAUCUUGAUGGCAAAACUUCCGGUAUAAUACUGCAUGGAAUUGUUAUGGAUGGUUUUUUUGAUUCGUGAUCACAUCCUUCUCUACACGAAACAGUGAAUAGUAAUCUGAUCAUAAUUUUGCUUCGCUAGAGUAUGAUAGGUUUUAUUCUUGAUUUAUUUUUCCAUGUAGAUGCUACGGUACGAUUCUGGAUGAAAUUAUUUGCAAUUAGUCUCGAUUGCUUGAAUAACGACGUAUGUAUGUACGUUCGAUCGAGUUUUUUUUUCCUACAGUUGGACUA